This is a messenger RNA of Micropterus dolomieu (smallmouth bass), 2261 nucleotides long. Its product is annotated as N-acetylmuramoyl-L-alanine amidase-like. The transcript has 6 exons. Gene Ontology annotation, molecular function: N-acetylmuramoyl-L-alanine amidase activity; zinc ion binding; peptidoglycan binding. Gene Ontology annotation, biological process: peptidoglycan catabolic process; defense response to Gram-positive bacterium; detection of bacterium. NCBI's taxonomy places the organism in Eukaryota, Metazoa, Chordata, Actinopteri, Centrarchiformes, Centrarchidae. The record is from RefSeq and is a predicted model, not a curated record. The coding region runs from base 121 to 1569 and encodes 482 amino acids.
UCCAAACUCAGAUAACACACCGAUAGACAAAGCUAAGUUUGCAAGUAUCUACCUUGUACAGUGUUAAAUUAAAUUCUGAGACAUUACGAAAUAAGAAAGACAACAAGCAGGAGAUGCAACAUGACUUUAUUGAGAAUGUCGUUUUUUGUUCUGGCUUUAUCCUACGUCUUUACUGUUAAUAGCAGGCCAGCAGGUGUCCACCUGCGUAACAUGGACAGCUUCAUCCGAGCCGUGCAGCAGGUUGAAGACUCCAACCCCGGGCUGUCCCCUCUGGCUCUGGUCAGGGCCCUGAGGAGGACCGCCGGCCACGACGAUGUGAUGACAAUCCAUUUCUUGGGUGCAUCAAAUAAUCUCAGUGAUGGCGAGGCCCUGGAGACUUCCAUUCUCAAUGCCUCAUCCUUUAGCUUUUUUGACAAGGCCAUCCACCACAUUGUGACAGAUUACGGAGAGGAACGUGGGGUAGUUCUCGCUCCAGAUGGCACCACAGUAGCCCUUGCACCUUUACUGCUAGGAAUUGAAUCGGGACUGAAAGCCAAGUUGGAGGGGACGCCAGCUGUUGGGAUCUUCCCUCUCACCUUAGGCAGGACGCUGGGCCUGUCCUUCUUCAGCCUCCAGGACUUCCCGCCAUCUUAUCGCCUGGGGCCUAACGGGUGCUGGGACAGUGUGGACCACCCUAAGGUGUUCAAGCUGUCUCGGGCUGCCACUCUGGCAACUAAUGCUGUUAUUAAUGGGGGUAUGGAUGGAGCUAUACUGGGCAUGGACCUCACCAACCUACCUACGUCUGAACAGCCGCAGGCCCUCAGUGAGAUUUUGAAAGGCUACUAUAGUUUUAUUCUGCAUGAGGGACAAGGUCUUGAUGCUGUGACCAGCCAUGUUAGCCCGAGGCGAAGGGAGAUCUCCAGAGCCAUUCUGGAGCCACUGGAUCUUCACAGCCAGUUGAUGGAGGUACUAGCGUUAGUCUGGAAGCUGGAGAAGACAGAAUGGAUUGCUCUGGACCCUGAUGUGGGGAAGGCAGUGAAGGAUGGAUUGGAGGCCUUUGUGCACAAAUACUGGGACUGCCCUCAAAUCAUCCCUCGUUGUCAGUGGGGGGCAAAAGCCCAAAAGGGUGCACCUAUCCCACUGUCCCUGCCCCUCCAAUUUCUCUAUGUUCACCACACCUAUGAGCCAUCCUCGCCCUGUUUAUCCUUCCCAAACUGCUCUCGCAACAUGAGAUCCAUGCAGCGUUUCCACCAGGAAGAUCGUGGCUGGAGCGACAUAGCAUACAGCUUUGUGGUCGGGUCUGAUGGCUAUGUCUAUGAAGGCAGAGGUUGGAACCAUCUUGGCACACACACCAGAGGGCACAAUGACAUUGGGUACGGAGUGUCAAUCAUUGGUAACUACACUGCCACGCUGCCGUCUCGCCAUGCCAUGGACCUGUUGCGCCAUCGUCUAGCCCGAUGUGCAGUAGAUGGAGGACGACUGACUUCCAACUUCACCAUCCACGGCCACAGACAGGCAGUGAACUACACCGCCUGCCCUGGAGACGCCUUUUUUUCAGAAAUAAGAAGCUGGGAGCACUUCAGGGAAUGACAGCACCGCCACUGCCAGUCCGGGAUUUUUAAACACCAUUUAUAAAUCUUCCGGGAACCUGGCUCUUCAAGAACAGAAUAGUGAAGAGGCCAACUGUAAUAAAUGGGAUUAUUUCUAAUACACAUUGACAGUGCAGUGACAGCAUUAACUUUACAGAGAAAACUAUGAACCUUAGAAUGAUUGGCAUCCUGCAUUUUAAUGUUUUUGUGAAUGAAUAACAUAAUAUUCACAGAAGUCCGAGUUGACUUCAGUCACUGACUUUUCCUCAAAGUGUCAGAAAUUUGGUGUUUUUUUGUACAAUUCUUUAUUUUUGUGCCACCAUUACUUGUUAAAGGCUUAAGGCAUUUGAGUGGAUACGACUGUGAACUAUUGAGUAUAAUCAAUGCAGAUAAUUAGGAAAGUGACAUUAACCAGUAGUGAAUUAAUGUGGUGUUAGAAAUCUUGCUGGGUGUGGUGUCAGAUUGCCUCGGUGAGGUAAUUUGAAGACAAAGACAUACAAUCUAAAAGGAUAAAACUCCAUGCAAGUUGGUGGAUAAUUUCAUUACUGUCUGCUGUGUUUCCUCAUAAAUAGGAAAGAGGAAAAAGCUCAGGUCCAGGACUCAGUAAACACUUGACUAUGUAAACAGAAAACUUAAAACAACACACAUAAUAAAGCGUACUGCAGGGGUGCAAGGUGCAGUUAUGGAAAGACA